Vollenhovia emeryi is the source of this 700-nucleotide messenger RNA. RefSeq lists its product as uncharacterized. The transcript has a single exon. The coding region runs from base 115 to 696 and encodes 193 amino acids. NCBI's taxonomy places the organism in Eukaryota, Metazoa, Arthropoda, Insecta, Hymenoptera, Formicidae. The record is from RefSeq and is a predicted model, not a curated record.
UUUCAGAUACAAACGUUCCAAGAAAAACACGCUGUGCUGUUAAUAGACGAAAUAUCUAUACAACCGGGUUUGCAGUAUGACAAUUCUACUACUUCAGUUAUAGGGCAACCUACAAUGAAAUUAUCUGGCGGGUUUGAUAGUAGCCAUGAGAAGGCUUCACAUAGCCUAGUAUUUAUGCUGUACGGAAUUUCCACGAAAUGGAAACAAACUAUUGGCUAUGAAUUCACAGCGAAUUCAUUUUGCUCGCAAGAAAUAGUGCAGAAGAUUAUAACAAUAAUUCAAAAGGCACAUAAUAUUGGAUUGAUAAUAAAAGUAAUAAUAUCCGACAUGGGACCGCUAAAUAGGAGUUGGUGGAAGCUAUUGAAUAUUACAGCUAGUAAAUUUAGCAAAAUUAGUAAUUCUAUUCAACAUCCAUGCAACGACCAAGAUAGAUUGUUUGUUAUGGCAGAUACUGUUCACGUAUUUAAUAAUGUUGUGUGUUCUCUAAGAUCAGGAAAAAAUUUUUAUUUAGACGAAAUAAUAGUGAAAAAGUUUAACUUGUCAUAUAACGAAAUUUCUAUUGUUCCUAUUCGUGAAGUGUUUUAUUUAGACCAAAAGGAGACGUUGAAACUGCGUCCACGUCUUACAGAACACUACCUAAAUCCAUCGCACUUCGAAAAAAUGAAUGUAUGCUUUAAGUGUUGCAAUGUUGAAUAAUAAU